This is a messenger RNA of Penicillium taxi, 1500 nucleotides long. RefSeq names its product cytochrome c oxidase assembly protein cox15 (gene cox15). The record is from RefSeq and is a predicted model, not a curated record. Lineage: Eukaryota; Fungi; Ascomycota; Eurotiomycetes; Eurotiales; Aspergillaceae. Gene Ontology annotation, cellular component: mitochondrial inner membrane. The transcript is spliced from 2 exons. Gene Ontology annotation, molecular function: oxidoreductase activity, acting on NAD(P)H, heme protein as acceptor. Gene Ontology annotation, biological process: heme A biosynthetic process. The coding region runs from base 1 to 1500 and encodes 499 amino acids.
AUGGCUUCACUGGGGACCCCUCUGCCAAUUUGGCGGAGUCUAGCUCCCCGCAUGUCUAGGGACAUCUUUACCUGCCGACAAAGUCUACGGAAUCAGGGCUUUGUGACGAGCUCCGUCCGCCAGUUUGCUUCGAUACAAUCUCCUCAAUCUAGGAAGAUUCAAUCGACCUUCUUCACCGACAAGUAUCGCCAGUUCUUUACAUCCACCAUCCGGCGAUCAGCCCCGGCGCCAGCAGCAAUCAAUGCCGUAAAGGAAGCUGGCGCCAAAGUCUCGUCAAGCUCUACCCAGAUCAGCGACAAGGCCGUCGCAUGGUGGCUACUUGGUAGCGCAGCGAGUGUGUUUGGCCUUGUGGUCUUUGGCGGAUUGACUCGAUUGACUGAAUCUGGAUUGAGUAUCACCGAGUGGAAACCUGUCACUGGAUCGAAGCCUCCCAUGAACGACGAAGAUUGGGAAUCGGAGUUUGCAAAGUACCGCGCCUCCCCCGAAUACAAGCAAUUGAACCCGAAUAUGAACCUUGCCGAAUUUAAAUCUAUCUACUACAUGGAAUGGAUCCACCGCUUCUGGGGUCGGUUCGUUGGUCUCUCGUUUGUCCUGCCUGCUGUAUACUUCGUCGCUCGCAAGAAGGUCACUACGCCCAUGGCGUGGCGUCUGUUCGGUAUUUCUGCUCUGAUUGGUUUCCAGGGUUUCCUUGGUUGGUGGAUGGUUAAAUCCGGCUUGAAGGAUGACCUUUUCGCUCCUGGUAGUCACCCGCGUGUCAGCCAGUACCGCCUGACUGCUCAUCUGGGCGCCGCUUUCACUUGCUACGCUGCCAUGCUGUGGAACGGCCUUGCCAUUCUCCGUGCUCACCGACUCAUGAAGGAUCCCGUUGAGGGUCUCAAGUCCCUUGAUGCUCUCCGUGACCCCCGCUUAGCUUUCUUCCGCCGCUCUGUGGCUGGUCUUGCCGCUAUGGUUUUCAUCACUGCUAUGUCUGGUGGUCUUGUUGCCGGUCUAGAUGCCGGUCUUAUCUAUAACGAGUUCCCGUACAUGGGUAAUGGAUUAACACCCCCAAGCUCCGAGCUGUGGGAUGCCCACUACUCCCGCCACGAGGAUCGUUCUGACCUCUGGUGGCGCAACAUUCUUGAGAACCCCUCCCUCGUGCAGCUGAACCACCGUAUCCUCGCUGUGACCACCUUCACCGCUAUCAUGGCUCUGAUGUUCUACACAAAACGCUCCCCCGCAAUGAAAAGCCUUUUGCCUCGUGCAGCCAAGAAGGGUAUGCAUGGUGUGGUAGGCUUUGCUUGUCUUCAGGUUACUCUGGGUAUCUGUACUCUACUUUACCUCGUACCUACCCAUGUUGCCUCUGCCCACCAGGCUGGUAGCGUUUUCCUCCUUACUUGGGUUCUCAUCUUGGGAAGCCGUGUCUGGCACCCAUCUCGCACCGCAAAGUUGUUGCAGAUGGCCAUCAAGGCUCGUGGCCAAACCCCGUUGUCCUCAGCUGCCUCUCCUAUCAAGAGAGUGUAA